Messenger RNA from Rhizophagus irregularis DAOM 181602=DAOM 197198, 279 nucleotides. NCBI's taxonomy places the organism in Eukaryota, Fungi, Glomeromycota, Glomeromycetes, Glomerales, Glomeraceae. The record is from RefSeq and is a predicted model, not a curated record.
AUGGGAUUUUACACCAAACGGAAAUCUACACAAUUCUUGAAUAAAAUACGUGGAUAUAUGUGGAUAUAUGUGGAAACAUGUCCACAUGAUUCGAUGUGUAGAAUUCCACCGGUCAAGAAGAAUAUUACAAAGACAGAUCUCGUUGGUGGUCAGUUCAGAGCACGUGAAUUGACUAUAGAUGAGGCAGAUAGGUUGCGAGAACAGCAAGAAAUUGAGCUUGAGCAACAUCGAUUGAGGAAGAAAGAAAGCAGCGUGAAGAAGCUAUGGAAGCAGAAUUAA